Messenger RNA from Rhopilema esculentum, 1169 nucleotides. NCBI's taxonomy places the organism in Eukaryota, Metazoa, Cnidaria, Scyphozoa, Rhizostomeae, Rhizostomatidae. The record is from RefSeq and is a predicted model, not a curated record.
UUGGCAGAGACAGGAAGUACUCUAUGUAAAAAAGUAUCGUUACCCUGUGGUUACUAGGCGCCAACUGCAACAAAAGUUACGGUUGCAAAAGGGCAGUUAAUGAAAGGAAGAAACUCUUGUUUCCAAACGUGUAGUUGCUGCAUUAAGCGUUAAAUUGGCUGAAGAACAUGACAUGUCCAUUGGUUUAACAACAACUUCACGGUCUUAUACUCAAUAUUAUGUGUAUUUGUGUUCAUCUGAAUUGGUUAUUCAAUGUCCAAGGAGCGUGCUUCUUUGAGUUCAAAAACGUACCAGUUUACAUACCCAUCUGUUGCUGUUUGGCAUGAUUUCAAUGAUCUCAACUUGAAGCCUUUGAAGAAGAAAGAAAAUUUAGCCAAAGAUGAAGCAGCAGUGAGUCUUGGAAAGUCUGUUUCCUCAACAGGUAUCUUAAGUGGAAAUAAAAAGAAAUCUGGAAACAUGAAAAGGAAGAAAAAUGCAAAUAAGUUUGUUGGAGCUUUUAUUCACCCUACACAGUUCCAGUUGGAGCACUCGGUACUGCUACCAUCUUCAAGAGCAGGCAUACGCUUGCAGCCAAUAAAGAAUGCACCUAUUCCAAGAAAAGAUGAAAAAGAAGCUCACAGUUUGCCUAGUGUUGCUGAAAGACCCAAAUUUUGUGUUGAAGAAAGAGCAUUAACAUUUUUAGAAGAGAAAGUUAAAAAAAGUCCAAACUCAAGUUCGCUUUGGAAUCCAAAUGACAAGAGGGAGCAUACAGAGCUUGCAAAAGAGCCUUCAUUGUUUCUUGAUAUCAAUUAUGGAUCAGAUGGUGAUCUUGACAUUAUUGAAAUACCAGAUUUGGUAAGGACAUGCAGAGUUGAAAAUAUUAAUUAAAUAAAAAAACAUCCAGAAAAAUGUUUAACUCUUCUAGACAUUUGAAUUAUGUUAUAAACCUAGCUCUUUGAUUUUUUAAUCUCUUUGUCUUGUAGCUGUACAUUUCUUUUAUUUCCUAUCAUUUUCAUGUAAAAGUUAUUGAUAUAUAAUAACUUAGCCUUAAGGCACAUUUGAGUUACUCGAACACUGAAUUAUUUUAUUUUAGUUGUUAGUAUAUCCAUGAGCAGGCAAUCGUGUGCCUAAAAAGGCUAUUGUUUUUCCAAAAGAAAUGUUUAGGUUCUAUAGUUUUAUAUGGACAUAAU